AUGGCUGAACGCGAUGUUGUGCCACGGGACCCCGGUGCUGGUGCUGCUAUGUUCGCUGACCGAAGCAGUGCACGUCUUGAUUCAGUGGACGAUUUCUCACAUUCACUGGAAGUUUGCAAUAGCAUGGAAGUGCUACGUUAUACGCAAACCACUGGUGAUGGUCACCCGUCGGCAGCAAUCAUAUCAGACAACGACAACCUGGCCGAUGUGUCCGAGGCAUUGCCAGUUAAUGCAUUGCCGGGCGAAGAGCUAGACUCGACCACAGACACAGGUUCCGGAUCUGUCUACGUCACCAACUACCGCAUCGUGAUCCUUGAUCGGGUGAAAAAUGCCGUUGCAAGUAUUCCCUUGCUAAGCGUCGAUUCAGUCGAGUUUUGGUCCGCGGAGCAAUAUGGCAUUCAGAUUAUAUGCAAAUAUGGCCGAGUUUACAGGUUACGAUGUGCCAGCGAGGUGCAGGUGGAAUUGCACCGAAGGUUGCGAAAAUCGACUUGUUCCAUUCCCACAAACGAUGUUUUCGCAUGGCAAUUUGCAAAGGCCGCCAAGGAAAAAAUUCCGGAAUGGCUAAAAAUGGACGUUGAUACGGGUGACUGUGAGUGUUCAGUUGCUGAUGAAUUUAAAAGGCUGAAGUAUAAUCCAGAUUUUUGGAAAGUUUCGGAUGUUAACGAGGAUUACUCGCUCUGUUUGACAUAUCCGAAAAGUCUGAUAGUGCCAAAGGAUAUGACCGAUGAAGAACUGAUUCAAGUGAGUAAAGCACGAAACAGUGGACGCUUCCCAACAGCAGUUUGGUGCUGUGCCAAAAAUGAAUCAGUACUGUUGCGCAGCAGUCAGCCGUGCUGUGGCAUAUUCAACUAUCGUUUUCCGGUUGACGAGAAAUUGCUGGAAUGUGCUCGAAAAGCAGUCAGCGCCGGCAAGUUUUCUUGA
Messenger RNA from Gongylonema pulchrum, 921 nucleotides. The record is from the annotation of a GenBank genome assembly. NCBI's taxonomy places the organism in Eukaryota, Metazoa, Nematoda, Chromadorea, Rhabditida, Gongylonematidae.